Molecule: messenger RNA, 1342 nt
Organism: Lagenorhynchus albirostris (white-beaked dolphin)
Lineage: Eukaryota; Metazoa; Chordata; Mammalia; Artiodactyla; Delphinidae
Product: endogenous retrovirus group K member 7 Env polyprotein-like
Exons: 2
Coding region: 386-1291 (301 amino acids)
Molecular function (GO): structural molecule activity
Source: RefSeq, a predicted model, not a curated record
CCUGUCCAGCUGGGGCUGGUCCCCGGCAAGUGGCGCCCGAACAGGGACCUGAAGGGAUUGGAGUAUUAAUUUUCCUGAGGGAGAUUAUAGAACAUAUUUAGGUAAAGGCUUGCUAUACCCAUGGAAUGAUUCCUAUAUUCCCCGUCCAUUGAAGGUGAACAGAUGGAAUAGUCAUGGAUGGGUGGCUCCUAUUUAUACCUUUGUUCAUGAAAAUAAAACUUAUUAUCAAUCUCAGUUAUGGAGAUUGCCCUUAACCACUCAUAAAAUAACGUUAGUUAGAGCUACUACCCAUGUGGAACAGUACUAUGUUCAAACCUGUGUGUCUUCUCCGUAUUCCUUAUUGCUUUCUAAUGAUAGUGAAAAAUUGCAAAUUGUACAAAAUAAUAUGAGGUUUUAUAUUACCUGCCAGCAAUGUAUACUGACCACAUGCAUUGUUCCUGAAAUGAAUGUGUCAACCAUAAUAGUGUUAAAAAGACCAGCUUAUAUUAUGCUGCCAGUAGCGCUUAAUGAAUCUUGGUAUACAGAUAUAGGGGCAGAAAUUGUAAGACAGGUUGGAGAGCUCAUGCGACCAAAAAGAUUUGUGGCUACUUUGAUUUUGGGAAUUUCUGCCUUGAUAGGAAUACUGAGUUCUUUUUCUGUUGCAACAUAUGCUUUAGUAAAAGAAGUACAAACAGCACAAUAUGCUAAUGAUUUAUCAAAAAAUAUAUCCUUGGCUUUAGCAACUCAGGAAGCAAUAGAUAGAAAGUUAGAAGCUAAAGUUGAUGCCCUUGAAGAAGCAGUUUUACAUAUUGGACAAGAACUUACUGCUUUAAAAAUUCGUCUAUCUUUAACAUGCCAUAAAAAAUAUUCUUGGAUAUGUGUUACUCCCUUAAAAGUAAAUCAUUCUGAAUACUCCUGGGAAAAAAUUCAAAUGCACAUUUUGAAUGUAUGGAAUUCUAGUGAUUUAGGAAUUGAUUUGGAACAUUUACAUAAACAAAUUCAUGAUAUUGCAGCCUCUCAAUAUGAUAUGAAUCCCUCUAAGGCUGCUGCAGAUUUUUUACAAAACUUACAAAGCUAUUUUAAGGGUAAUUCCUUUAUGCAUAUUUUAAUAAAUUAUGGGGCUGCCGGAGUGGUUAUAAUUUUGCUCCUUAUUUCUUUUCCAGUCAUCAUCCGAUUAAUUCAAGCUGCCCUCCAGAGUGUAUAUAAAACCAAAGUGGAAUUGCAUACUGCCUUUUUAAAAAAUAAAAAAGGGGGAGAUGCCGGGAGCCAUAUAGGAAGUGCCUUUGAGUCUCAGCACGGACGAGACCCAUAGUGCCAAGCAAAGCUGGUACUGUCAGGUACAAAUAAGGAGAAGCAAAGCUCU